GUUAAGGUUGUAUAGAAACAGCUGGUCGCCAGCUUCCCGGGUGAUUUUCACGUGUCCGUUGACGGCUAGGACAGAAGACUACAGAACACCGGAUAACGACGGAUAAAUAAUCACAUUUGACGCUGGUGUUAUCCGAAACCAAGCGCGAGCUUCACCAAGUUAACAGCUCCUCGUGCACGCAGUCAUUCCCCGCGUUUGCAGCCUUCUGCGCAGCUGCACGCGCUCGGGGGGUGAGGGUGUGUCGCGGCGGUAAGUGUCUCCGCAAGUGCGGCCGCAACAAAACCUAUAAACUGUAAAGUUGGAUUGUAAAUCGGGGAAGGAGGAUCACGCAGCCCACGAUCAGCAAGGCUUCACCCUGUUACUCUGCCAUUGUAAUGAAUCGCGUCUCCGGUUACGUUUAGGAGGAAUCUGGGCCGGUACUGUGGUCGCACCAUUGCAGCUUUCUUGCCCACUGUUCCAGUGUCCAGGAUGAUCCCAGUAACGGACUUUCAGAAGCUGGCCACAGACCAUAACCCCCAGUUCCGUGCUCUGAAGCCUUGGUGGGAUGUGCUCACAGAAUAUCUGUGCGUCGCCAUGCUCAUGAUGGGUGUUUUUGGUUGCACCGUUCAGCUAACCCAGGACAAGAUCUUCUGCCUCCCGAGCCGCCCGUCUUCUGAAUCCCCUGAAGAAGUUGAAUGUAGGCAGCCGGCAGAACGUUCUGAAGUGAACGGCGUUUGGAAGGACACUGACGCCAAGGGUCAUAACUUUACAUCACGUGAAAUGUUUGGCCGAAAAAAUCACCUGGACAUUCACCAGUAUAUCUUUGUUAACAAUUACUGCUACGAGACAGCUGUGCACUGGUAUGGUAAAUAUUUUCCCUACCUGGUGGUAGUCCAGACUAUGCUGUUUAUGAUUGCCAGUAGCUUCUGGUUCAAGUUUCCCGGGACCUCUUCCAAGAUUGAGCUAUUUGUCACCAUCCUGGGAAAGUGCUUCAAUUCCCCCUGGACUACGCGGACAAUCAGUGAGGUGUAUGAGGAGGGGGGCGAGGAGAGCUUAGUCAUGUGGAAGAGGAAUAUAAUGUCAGAAUCUGAUAGAAAAGAGAGCCUGAUUGAUGAUGGUGAGAAUGUUCACCUGCUUAAACCGGCCUCUCUUAAAUCCAACCAAGAGAAAAUGGCUCCUCAACAAAAGUCACCUUUAUCUCUCUUGGACAAGAAAGAAGGGGAGCAAGCUAAAGCUCUGUUUGAAAUAGUGAAGAAGCUCCGUGCACAUAUAGAGGAAGCUGACUUGUUGUACCGGAUGUACGUGCUUCAGACCUUCAUUAAAAUGUUAAAGUUUGUCGUCAUCACUGUAUACAGUGCCUUCCUGGUACCCAGUAUUCAGAUUGUGGUAAAAUGCUCAGUUCCCAAAGAGGUGACUGGUUUUAACAUCUACUGCUGCAACUAUGUCAAAGCCCACCUUUUUUCCAAGCUGGCCUAUUGCUAUAUCUGCUUUGUUGGGGUGUACGGCCUGUUGUGCAUCUAUACCCUUUACUGGCUCUUCCAUCGGCCACUCAAAGAAUAUUCCUUUGAAAAUGUACGUAUGGAGACUAGCAUCAGUGAUAUUCCUGAUGUCAAAAAUGACUUUGCCUUUCUGCUGCACCUCUGUGACCAGUACGACCCCUUGUACUCCAAGCGGUUCUGCAUGUUCCUCUCUCAAGUCAGCGAGAGUCGGCUGCGGCAAGUCAACCUUAAUCACGAGUGGACUGUGGGCAAACUUCGGAGGUGCCUCUCUGUAAAUGCCAGCAAAAGGCUGGAGCUGCACUUGCUGGCUCUCCCAGGACUGCCGGAUACUGUCUUUGAGGUCCCAGACGUGGAGUCCCUCAAACUGGAGCUGAUGAAUGACAUCACCAUCCCAGACAGUAUCUUCCAGCUCAUGUUCCUCCAGGAGCUCAGUCUGCUUCAUUGCCCAGUCAAGUUGCAGCCGACGGCGCAGAACCACCUUCGAGAGCACCUCAAAGUACUGCGGCUCACUUUCAAAAGCCCAGAACAGAUCCCUCCUUGGGUAUAUACACUUCUAGACCUGGAGGAACUGCACCUCGCAGGACCCCUGACCCAAAGCACCUCCCUCGAAGACUUGAGUAAGCUCAGAAACCUGCGGAUUCUGGCCCUCCGCAGCCAGCUCUCCAAAAUCCCAUUGAGUGUGGGCAAUAUUUGGUGGCUACAGAAACUCACCAUUCACAAUGAGGGCAGUCCAUUGCGUGCUUUCCACAGCCUCACAAAACUGACUGACCUGACCUCCCUAGAGCUGGUGGGCUGUGACCUGGAACGCAUCCCCAGAACCGUCCUUGGCCUGACUAAUCUACAGCAGCUGGACCUGCGGGAGAAUAAGUUGAUGACGAUUGAAGAGAUCCUCAGCCUGCAGCACUGCCGGAACCUGGUCACCCUCCGGCUGUGGCACAAUGCCAUCCUGUACAUCCCUGAGCACAUCGAUAAGCUUGUCUCCCUUGAGUCACUCAAUCUCAGCUGGAACAGGAUUCGCAGCCUCCCAACAGGGCUUUUCUACUGCACCACACUGCGCCAUCUGAACCUCUCCCAUAACCAGUUGUCUUCCCUUCCCCCAGAGGUAGGCAUUCUGCAGUGCCUCCAACACCUCUCCCUUGCCUCCAACUCACUGGGCUCACUUCCAGAUGAGCUCUUCUCUUGCAAGCACCUGAAAAGCCUCGUCCUGGCAGACAAUAGCCUGGCCUCCCUUUCUCCUCUUGUGUCCAGCCUGAGCCAGCUGGUGCACCUGGAACUCCAAGGGAAUCGGCUUCAGUUCCUGCCCCGCGAAGUAGGGGCCUGCUCUCUGCUGAAGCUCAGUGGCUUGGUGGUAGAGGACAGACUCCUCGACCUGUUGCCCUCUGACAUCAGGAAUCGGAUGAGUGACACUUAAAACAAAAACGUCCAAAAAGAUUUUAUAUCGAAAAAGCAGGAAGACAUUUUGUCUGUUGGCCCUGCAAUUGUAUGUAUAUUUAUCAGGUUCUAUAAACUUACCUCUUAAUAUUUGUGUAGGCAGCAGUUUGGGAACCUCUUUCAAUGAUAUUUUUCUCUUUUUUUUUUUUUUACAUGUGUAGAGACACAAUAUGCCAACAACCUGCUGUACUGAAAAACUGGCACGUUGAGUAUUUGUUGUCUGACAAGGGCGUAUUUUGUCAGUGAGGCCUGCAUGUGAGGUGUAUUUAAAUAAACUAUGCUGCUGUGCCCUUUUCACCUGAAUUGGAUUUGUUGUGAGUUUGGCGGUUUUCUGUCAAACGCAAGGCAAUAUCCAAAACACUUCAGGGAAACUGGUUUUUUUGGUUGAAGAUUGAGUUUUUGCCAUAAAGGACUGGAGAACUGAAUUCUUGCUUGACCAUGGAGGUUCCAAACCUCUCUACUGCAAUGACCAUGACAGGAUAAAUUACUAAGCAUUUUGGCAUGUGUUCAGACCAUUGCAACUUGUGGAUAUUUUUUAUAUAGUCAAUGAACCGUAAUUGUACCAGUUUAACUAGAUUGUGUCGAGCUCAAAACUUUAAAGGUUAAUGAUCUUGAAUGUAUAUCGAUGGCUUGGAUAGAUCUGCAAAUAGUGCUUAACUUGACUUGAAUUAGCAAGCACCCUCUUACCAUCCAAACUCAAAACAGAAAAAAAGUGAUGUGGAAACCAUUGACACUAUUAGCUGUUAAAAAUGUCUCCACAUUCUGUUUUUCAGGCAUUGCUUUUCAGGUUUUGCCGGUCUUUGUGAGAGCAUAUACUGUAAGAUAAAACGUUACCACUCA
Messenger RNA from Paramormyrops kingsleyae, 3749 nucleotides. RefSeq names its product volume-regulated anion channel subunit LRRC8E. Gene Ontology annotation, molecular function: protein binding. The record is from RefSeq and is a predicted model, not a curated record. NCBI's taxonomy places the organism in Eukaryota, Metazoa, Chordata, Actinopteri, Osteoglossiformes, Mormyridae.